Molecule: messenger RNA, 1007 nt
Organism: Lycium ferocissimum
Lineage: Eukaryota; Viridiplantae; Streptophyta; Magnoliopsida; Solanales; Solanaceae
Product: folate transporter 1, chloroplastic
Exons: 10
Coding region: 45-986 (313 amino acids)
Biological process (GO): folate import into mitochondrion; nucleotide transport
Molecular function (GO): folic acid transmembrane transporter activity; FAD transmembrane transporter activity
Source: RefSeq, a predicted model, not a curated record
UUGAUUUAGAAGCCGCCAAAGAAAAGGCAACGGUAGACGAAGCCAUGAAAAAGAUGGCAGGUUUGCCGUCGGCAGACUGGCAAUGGGAGAACGCCACCGCCGGCGCUGCCGCUGGCCUCGCCACCGUUACAUUCUCACAUCCCCUUGACGUUGUUCGUACCAGGUUCCAAGUCUACGAUGGAAGAAUCUCCAAUGUCCCCGCCUAUAGGAACACUCCUCACGCUUUAUUUGCCAUUGCCAGAACUGAGGGUCUUAGAGGACUUUAUGCUGGCUUUUACCCUGCUGUUCUUGGGUCAACUAUUUCAUGGGGUUUAUAUUUUUUCUUCUAUAGCAAGGCUAAGCAAAGGUAUCUGAGAAACAGGGAGAAGCUGAGUCCAGGCCUUCACCUUGCUUCAGCUGCAGAAGCAGGAGCACUGGUCUGUUUUUGCACCAACCCUAUUUGGCUUGUGAAAACAAGAUUGCAACUUCAGACUCCAAAUCAGAUACGUCCAUACACCGGAUUUCAUGAUGCUUUAAAAACCAUAAUCAAAGAAGAAGGAUGGAGGGCACUUUACAAGGGGCUUAUGCCAGGCCUAUUUCUGCAGGUUACACAUGGUGCUAUUCAGUUCACGGCAUAUGAAGAAUUUCGCAAAGUUCUUGUUAGCUCGAAAGCUCAGGAAAAUGAAAACACUCUUGCGACAGCUGCUGACUUGUUGAAUUCAGUUGACUAUGCAACACUAGGAGCUUCUUCUAAGCUGGCAGCCAUUCUUACGACAUACCCAUUUCAGGUCUAUUUUCUCUUUGAACAGCAACGACCUAGUACAACUGGAGUUCCGAGAUACAUGGAUAGCUGGGAUGUUGUGAAGGAAACUGCAAGGUUUGAGGGCGUACGAGGCUUCUACAGAGGUAUCACCCCAAACGUGCUGAAAAAUGUCCCUGCAGCUUCAAUUACCUUCAUUGUCUAUGAGAAUGUCCUAAACCUGCUAAAAUUCAGGAGAGAGUAUUAGUUCUUUUACAUCCUUUUUGCC